Molecule: messenger RNA, 422 nt
Organism: Argentina anserina (silverweed cinquefoil)
Lineage: Eukaryota; Viridiplantae; Streptophyta; Magnoliopsida; Rosales; Rosaceae
Product: 40S ribosomal protein S27-2-like
Exons: 4
Coding region: 3-263 (86 amino acids)
Biological process (GO): ribosomal small subunit assembly; translation
Cellular component (GO): ribosome; cytosolic small ribosomal subunit
Molecular function (GO): structural constituent of ribosome; RNA binding
Source: RefSeq, a predicted model, not a curated record
AGAUGGUGCUUCAGAACGACAUUGAUUUGCUUCACCCACCGGCUGAGCUCGAGAAGAGGAAGCACAAGCUCAAGAGACUCGUGCAGACCCCCAACUCUUUCUUCAUGGAUGUCAAGUGCCAGGGUUGCUUCAACAUAACAACUGUGUUCAGUCACUCGCAAACUGUUGUGGUGUGUGGGAAUUGCCAGACGGUGCUGUGCCAGCCGACCUGUGGCCGUGCUAGACUCACUGAGGUUUGCUCUUUCCGAAAGAAGGGAGAUUGAUCUGGGAUUAUGAGGAGGGUUCUUAAUUUUGUAAUGGGUUGUUAGUUCUUUCUUGUAUCUGUGGUUCUGUUAGUGAAGUCUUCUGCACAUUUGUCUUAUGUGGUAUGCUAUGAAAUGAAAUUUAGUUGAUGACUCUUUUCUUUUGGAUUAUGAGAUGUC